ACAACAAACAAGAAACUUUCGCAAGAUGCCAUCAAACGUUGAAAUAAAAGCUAAAGUUUCCGACUAUAAGCACUUUCUAUCGCUUUUGGAAAAUCUCAGUGGAAAAACAGGUGAAGUAAUUCUCCAGGAAGAUAUCUUUUUUCAUUCACCACAAAAUAGACUAAAGCUGCGUAUUUUGAAAAAUAGCCCGUCACAACUGAUAUCAUAUUCAAGGCCAGAUCAAGUUGGUCCUAAACUGUCAAAAUUUUUCAUUUCUGAAAUUUCCAAACCAAAUGACUUAAAGAUUGUACUAAGCACAUCACUUGGUAUAAAAGGUGUCAUUAAGAAAGAACGACUUUUGUUUCAUGCUGGACAAACCAGGAUACAUUUGGAUAAAGUAGAGAAUUUAGGAUGCUUUGUGGAGUUAGAGGUAAUAUUACGUGAAGAUCAGACGUGUGAAGAGGCAGGCAAAAUAGUCGAAGACUUGAUGCAGAAAUUAAACGUUAAAGAAAGUGAUUUGAUAAAAUGCGCCUAUAUUGAUCUUCUCGAACAAAUAUCUGAGGAUUUAUGACCAGGAGGUACAUCUCGACGUUCAUGGGAUGCCUAUGGAUAAGUAAUGUAUUGUACACUAAUGGAUAUCUAAUGGAUACUCAAAAUGGAGUUGCUUUGCUUCAUGCACAGGAAUGUCGCAAAUACCUUCAUAUUAUCAGCAUUUUUACCAGUCGACGCAACGAUGACAUAACGUGAGUUGUGACUGGCUCGCAUGAGUUCUGAUGUAGCUGGCAUGAGUUGUGAUGUAGGUAGCAUGAGUUGUGAUGUAGGUAGCAUGAGUUGUGACGUAGCUGGCAUGAGUUGUGAUGUAGUAGCAUGAGUUGUGACGUCGCUAGCAUGAGUUGUAACGUAAGUUUGUGUUAACGUCGCUAGGGUAGAUCAGAUGUGACUAGUAAAUUCUCAUAUCAUUUAAAAGCCGAUCAGUUGCAGAAUAAAAUUAUGAGGACAAAUGGAAAUGUGAUUUUCUCGUUUUCUAAUUAGCGUUUUCCCUUGGGGAAUACUGUAUCUAAAUAGUCUUUAUCUAUAAUUGAUUAUAAUACAACUUUCCUAUACAUUGAA
This is a messenger RNA of Xenia sp. Carnegie-2017, 1089 nucleotides long. RefSeq lists its product as uncharacterized. The transcript is spliced from 5 exons. The record is from RefSeq and is a predicted model, not a curated record. Lineage: Eukaryota; Metazoa; Cnidaria; Anthozoa; Malacalcyonacea; Xeniidae. The coding region runs from base 26 to 550 and encodes 174 amino acids.